AUGGCGGCUUCAUCCCAACGACGCUGCGUUUUUGUUGGGAACAUUCCUUACGACGCUACCGAGGAACAACUCAGAGAAAUUUGCGGCGAGGUUGGACCUGUUGUUUCGUUUAGAUUAGUUACUGAUAGAGAAACUGGUAAACCAAAAGGUUACGGAUUUUGUGAGUAUAAGGACGAAGAAACUGCAUUGAGUGCUCGUCGUAAUCUUCAGAGUUACGAAAUCAAUGGGCGUCAAUUAAGAGUUGAUUUUGCAGAGAAUGACAAAGGAACUGAGAAAACUCGUGAUCAGGGUCAAGGAGGACCUGGUUUACCGGCUGCUACUGUGACAGAAUCUCAAAAGCAAAUCGGGGGGCCUGGAGAUUCAAAUAUGCAUCAGCCGGUUGGUGUCCAGCUUGCUAUGACCGCUGCAUCUGUUAUGGCGGGUGCGCUAGGUGGUCCCCAGGUCGGUUCGCAGUUUACACAAGGUACACUGCAGGUUCCAGCUAGUGAUCCCCUGACUCUUCAUCUUGCUAAGAUGUCUAGAAGUCAGCUCAGUGAAAUUAUAUCAUCCAUUAAGUUAAUGGCGACGCAAAAUAAGGAACAAGCUCGACAGUUGUUGGUUUCAAGACCUCAGUUGCUAAAAGCAGUUUUCCUGGCUCAGAUAAUGCUUGGGAUUGUGAGUCCACAAGUCUUGCAAACGCCAAAUAUUGUUCAGGCCCCAAGUCAUAUGACAGGGUCUUCAAUUCAAGACACACAACUAUCUGGUCAAGUAUCCAGUCAAAACUUUUUACCGCCACUGGCACAAAGGUCGCAGCAGCUAAGUCACCCUCCCCAUAGUCAGUUUCCCACUCAACAGUCUUCUAAACAACCUUUUAGUCAGAUUCCACAACUAGUAGCACAACCAGGUCCUUCUUCUGUGAAUCCUCCUCCUAGAUCCCAAGUUAAAGGUCUCAGUGACACUGCUCCAUUCCAACGCCAAAAGCAAUUGGUUCCAGCUUCCACCAACGUAGGUUAUAGUAGUCAGACUUCAGUUCCAAACAAUGCUAUCCAGCCAUCUCAAGUACCCCGCCCAGCAUUGACAAAUUCUGUGGUGCAGCAAGGUGGGCAAACGGUAUCAUUAAAUUAUGGCAAAAGAAUAAACGAGGGUCCUCAUCAAUCAGUAAACAGACCAUCAAAGAUGAUGAAGGUGGAGGAUAUGAGAACCACACCAUUCCCUGGAGGUCAUGCGUCUAAUUCAAUACUUCCGAAUCAAGUGCAAAAUCAAGUACAACAACAGGAUCCGCAGACUCGUAUCUCCCCGGAUGUGCAAUCAGCAUUGCUCCAGCAAGUAAUGAACCUUACGCCGGAACAGAUGAGAUUGCUGCCUCCAGAGCAACAGCAAGAGGUCAUAAAGCUGCAACAAGCGCUCAAGCAAGACCACAUGGUGCAGCCUUCAUAG
Arabis nemorensis is the source of this 1416-nucleotide messenger RNA. NCBI's taxonomy places the organism in Eukaryota, Viridiplantae, Streptophyta, Magnoliopsida, Brassicales, Brassicaceae. The record is from the annotation of a GenBank genome assembly.